AUGAGUGACGUUACCGUUAAGCAUUUCAUCCACGAUAAAGAGCAGCUGAAGAGGUGGAAGAAGUUCUUCAUUACGAUUCUUGAUCGCAUAACUUGCGAUCAAGCUUCAUUUCACCCAGUACUUACAGAUGAAGGACUUUGUUGUGCAUUCAACACAGUCGAGUCAAAACAGAUGUUCAAAAAUGCCAGUGAUCAUGUUUACACUGCUCCCAAAUCGAACAAAUAUGUUGCAGUACCCUGGACUCCGGAAUCUGGAUACCCCAAAGCACUGCCAAAUGAUUAUUAUCCCGCUGCAGCCAUUGGAACUGGAUACUCUAUGGGAUUAACGGUAAUACUCAACGCUGAAAUUGCCGAAUACUACUGUUCCUCGACGAAUGGAGCUGGGUUCAAGUUUCUACUUCAUUCACCAAUUGAGACCGCUGAAGUCGGUGAUAAUGGUUUUUCCUUACAAGUUGGUCACGAAACUCGAGCAGUCAUUUCGCCAAUAGUUUCCGAAGCUACAGACACCAUUCGUGAUUUGAGCCAGCGUGAUCGGCAGUGUCUCUUCAACAGCGAAAUCGAUUUAUCCUACUUCAAAACGUAUUCCCAACGAAAUUGUGAAUUGGAGUGUGAAGCACGUCAAAUUGCUGAAAGAUGCAAAUGCAUUAUGCACUACAUGCCUCGUGUCAUACCAGAAAUCGCCAUUUGCAGUGUGAGAGACAUGCCAUGUGUUCAAGCUGCUGACGGCAAGGCCCAAAUUGCGAACCAAAACGGAAAUAAUUGCAGCCAAGACUGCAUAGCUGCUUGCUUCGAUAUAACUUAUUAUGUGAAGACGUUCUCCGCCCCUAUUUUGCGAGGAGCCUUUGCUUUGAAACACAACGCUCUUCAAAGGGUACCUCGGGACUAUGCGGAAAAAAACCUUGCUGUGGCCCAUUUCUACUACACAUAUAACAGCUUCCGAAGUCGUGUGAGGCAGCAAUAUGUUGGGUUCACCGAUGUUUUGUCAAACACUGGAGGCUUAAUGGGACUAUUCGUUGGAUUCAGCGUCAUCUCAGUAGUUGAGGUGUUAUAUUAUGGAACCCUUAGACCGUAUUGCGUUAGUCGGAAGGAGAGUUCUCAAGCUGAACACACCCCAGCAGUUAAGACUAGGAUGCUCCAAAUUAAACGUCGCAAGUUUUGGGCCCACAAUAUCAGCAAUCCGGCAGUAAGGAAUGAAAUUCUCAAAUCUAAUGGGUGGCAAAAGUAGAAAAGCGUCACUAUUGGAUCAUACCUUAAUGGAGAAUAUUUACUAUGAAUAGUGACCACAGUUGACCAUCAUAUAAGAAUAAAAAUAGUAUUAGAAAAGAAUUGAAACAUAUAACAAUAAGAAACCACAAUUACAAUGCACACACCAGAUAACUCCCUUCUAAAUUGCAUUUAAGCUGCACUUUGAAUUUU
Molecule: messenger RNA, 1415 nt
Organism: Hermetia illucens (black soldier fly)
Lineage: Eukaryota; Metazoa; Arthropoda; Insecta; Diptera; Stratiomyidae
Product: pickpocket protein 28-like
Exons: 6
Coding region: 1-1224 (407 amino acids)
Biological process (GO): sodium ion transmembrane transport
Cellular component (GO): membrane
Molecular function (GO): ligand-gated sodium channel activity
Source: RefSeq, a predicted model, not a curated record